ACAACAGCUGACGUCAUCGCGCUCCACCACCUCCUCCUAUUCAGCGCGCGCUCGCUGACAAACUUUGUGUGUGUGUGCGUGUCUAUGUGUGUAUAUCUGUGUGUGUGUCAGUACGUGCGCGAGUCAGGGCUUUUUGUCUCGCGAAGGGAAGCGUUCUGAGCUUCAGACGGCUCGCGCACACCGGAGGAGCAACAGCUCGCAGCAGCAGCGAGGAGAAAGAAAGUGAUUUAAAAUUAUUCAAAAUUAGAGCAAUAUAUCCUUCUGUGUGCUGUAGCCUGCUCCUUCAGUAAUAGAGGGACAUUUGUAUAGGGCGAUACUAAAUCUUUAAUAAACGGCGGAGAUAAUAUUACUAGGUGAAGUACUAUGGAGGACCAGCUGCUGUGCUGCGAGGUGGACUCCAUCAGGAGAGCCUACCAGGACGUGAACCUGCUGAACGACAGAGUUCUGAACACCAUGCUGAAAGCAGAGGAGAACUACCUACCGUCGCCCAACUACUUCAAGUGUGUUCAGAAAGAAAUUGUGCCCAAAAUGAGGAAAAUAGUUGCCACCUGGAUGUUAGAGGUCUGCGAGGAACAGAAAUGUGAGGAGGAGGUUUUUCCGCUGGCUAUGAACUAUUUGGACAGAUUUUUAUCAGUGGAGGCCACCAGGAAAACAAGACUACAGCUGUUGGGAGCUACAUGCAUGUUUCUGGCAUCCAAGAUGAAGGAAACCGUGCCCUUAACGGCGGAGAAACUGUGUAUCUACACGGACAACUCGGUGCACCCUGGAGAACUGCUGCAAAUGGAGCUGCUGGUUCUCAAGAAGCUGAAAUGGGACCUGGCUUCAGUCACGCCUCACGACUUCAUCGAUCACUUCCUGUCCAAGCUGGAGAUCUACCCAACCACCAAACAGAUCCUCAGGAAACACGCGCAGACCUUCGUGGCUCUCUGUGCUACAGAUGUUAACUUCAUUGCCAGUCCUCCCUCCAUGGUGGCGGCGGGCAGCGUGGUGGCAGCUGUUCAAGGUCUCUACCUGAAGAGCCACGACGCCUCCUUGUCCUCCCAGAACCUCACCAACUUCCUGUCACAGGUUAUUCGCAGUGACCCGGACUGCCUGCGGUCGUGUCAGGAGCAGAUCGAGUCCCUGCUGGAGUCCAGCCUGCGGCAGGCUCAGCAGCACAGCAGCUCCACGGAAACCAAACGUGUGGACGAGGACGUGGACCUGUCCUGCACCCCUACAGAUGUCAGAGACAUCAACAUCUGAAAUGACUGACCAAGGUGUUGUGUGAUGACCUGAUGAUGGAGGGAACGUUGUCGACAGAGGGUGGAGAUGGCGGGCUGACCUCAGCCCCCCCCCCCCCCUCCUUCUUCCUGGUGGGCUGCUAUCAUGGCCGACAUGUCACUCACAUGCCCGCUGUCCGCUACGUCGGCCAAGAGGGUACCGAGCCCCCCGCCCUGCAACAACUCCCAUGUCGCAUUUCCUGCCAGUGUCCCCUCCCUCUCUGGGGAAAUAAAUGAACACUACAGAAAUGUACAAGAAAAAAGACACGGAAUGCUGAUGGCCUGCGUGGGCUGGAGCUGAAGCCACACAACUAUUUAGUAGAUCUUUUCUCAUUCCCUCACAUAUAAAAGUAGGAAUCUUGAAAUGACCGCUGACCCAACAUCCCAAAGUGUCAUGUACAGUAGGACCUUGUUGUGUCUUCAGGUCUGAAUAUGAAAUCUGACUUUUGUUAAAGAGACUUUUUAUUUUUCAUUUCUCUAUUCGUAUAUCUAAUGUUUUGACUUCCUGUCCAAGCUCCAAUGUUUGUAUUGUUGCAGUGCAAACAUUCAUUUAUCCCUGCUUGCUUAUGUUUAGUCACUUUAUGAUAUAUAAUUUUAGAUGUAUUUUUUCAAUUAGUUUUAUACCUCUUUUCUGCCAAGCUUUUGUGUUUUAAACCAAGUGUAGUGUAAGAGGCUGUGUUUCAGUGGCCUGCUGGUGUUGAGGCUGGAGGAGAUCCACGAGCAGAGUCAUCCACAGUCUGCUGUUCUUCUCUGUGUAGUUCAACCGAAACCAUUCCAACUGUCAAAAAAAAAAAAGCACUUUUGGUCAGCACUGCUGGUCGCCUAAAAAAUCACAGUGAUUACGUUUGUAAAACAAAAUAUAAUGGGGGGGUGGAGCAGGGGUCUCUUGGCGAUGAAGAGUCAGAGCGACAGCUGCAGAAUAUUUUCAUCUAAUGGAAGAAGAAUUGCGCUUUAUGGCAGAAACAAGACUAAAUGCUGCUUGAUACUGCCAUGGGACUCAGAGCCCACGGCUUUCUGGAGCUGCCAACAAUCUGAGUUUGAGUUCAACCCAUGUUCCACACGCUGCUCUAAAUUCAAGUGAGGAGCCAGAAUCUGAAGGUCCAGUCCAAGCAAAAGGAGUAUUCUUUUUAUAGUCAAAAUGAUUCUUCCUUUUAUAUAGUUAAACAUAUUAUUUAUUGUUUCUUUAAGCCUUCAUUUUCUAGUUUUCAGACUCUGUGUCUCCACCUCCUGUUGAACUAUCUGCCUCCAGAGCAGCCAGAAAUAUGAUUCCAACUAAAACUCUGCUCUGCUCUUCAUCGUCUCCUCGCUCACGCUACCUCAGUUGAAAUACCGCUCAUGGAAUCGUGGAAGGCAUGAAGCUAAAAGAAAAAGAAGAGGAGUGUUGAGACUAUGAUUUUGCACAAUAAUAAAAGACGCAGGCUUCGUUUCUUGGGGACUUGCCUAAAAAUUGUGGAGAGCACAGCAGGCAAGCUAACCGAGGGGUGCAAAGGCGGCAACAAGGGGCAAAAGGGUGAAGGCUCAACAGGGAGGGGUGUCUUAAUGCUGUAGAGUUCCAGGGUUCCUACACAGGACAGCACAGCUUCCACCACCAGCUUGAUGUGAGCUUUAUGUGAUGAUGGACACAUGAGUCAAUGCAGGAAGGCUCUCUGCAAAAAGUAUUCUGGAAGUCACGGUGUGUAGGAACUCUGUACACGAGGUUUCUGAUUGUACAUUAUGGAUAGAGAGUAGGAGAGAAACACUCCUUGUAAUCCGCUGCUAUAGAAAAAUGAAUCCCAGCUACGUGUUUAAAAGAAAAAACAGAUGACAAAAAACGUAAUGAAUUAAAAAUGAUGCUUUUCUCUUGUUGUUUGCUGCUACAUUUUUGGUGUUUUUUAUACAUAUACAUGUCAAUAUACUGCCAUUCUAGGUUUGAAUUUUCUCAUAGAAAAUUGUUUUAUUGACAUCCUCAUUUGUUUUGUUUAUGUAGAUUCUAUGUGAUCUGUUUUUUUGUUUAUAAUUUCAUAUGAUUUUCCGAAAUAUUCCAAAAAACAAGGAAAAUGAGACAAUGUACAGAAAUGCUUUGAUCCAUAAUACCUCAUGUGACAGUCAAGAUCUAUCUCUAAUUUGUAGUCUUUAUAUUUGUUUAGUCCUUAUUCUAUUCUACUUUGGGUUCAGUGCCUACUAGCUCUGUUCAACCUGCUUGAGAGGAAGCAUUGUGAUGGAACGUCCAGGGCAUGCUCUGAUACUGGUGCCAUAACAGAAAAUGGGAUGUGUAUAACUCUGUUGAGUGUUAAGCUGUCUCGUGAAAGAGACUUUAUCCCCCUUUAGGCCCAUAGUGGCCCCUUUUUAUAUUUAUAAAAAAAGCUUUUUGCUCCAAUUUUCAAACUGUCAGUGAGUUGAUAUGAGUUUGUAAAUAGAUUCAGUGUCGUGCUCGGUAAGCCAUAGACUGUUUUUUGUUACAAAUCAUUCCACACAGUUGUGUACUUCAUGCCAGUUGUCUGCAACCCUUGUCGACUACACAAUAAAAAGAUGAAUUAGAUGGAC
Messenger RNA from Trematomus bernacchii (emerald rockcod), 3782 nucleotides. It is a transcript of the gene ccnd1, whose product is annotated as cyclin D1. Gene Ontology annotation, cellular component: nucleus; cyclin-dependent protein kinase holoenzyme complex; cytoplasm. Gene Ontology annotation, biological process: regulation of cyclin-dependent protein serine/threonine kinase activity; mitotic cell cycle phase transition; positive regulation of G1/S transition of mitotic cell cycle. The transcript is spliced from 5 exons. The record is from RefSeq and is a predicted model, not a curated record. Bases 364 to 1242 code for a protein of 292 amino acids. Lineage: Eukaryota; Metazoa; Chordata; Actinopteri; Perciformes; Nototheniidae. Gene Ontology annotation, molecular function: cyclin-dependent protein serine/threonine kinase regulator activity.